AUGGUUGACAAGACGGCCCAGCACAGCGCUGUGCGUUCGACGACCCCCUCGCUCCAACCGCCCUUUGCUUCACGACCGCUGCCACAGGCGCUCACGUCGUCGCCGACCUCAUCGCAGCAUGCGGCCACCACCAAUCAUCAGCCAGUCGUCUUCGACACAUCACCCCUGUCGCCGCUCGACUCGCUGCCCACCAUCGCCGGCCGCGGCAAUGAGGCUUUCCUUGCAAACGACGACGUCAAAGCCUUUUUGAGAGAGGAUCUCGACCUCUCGCGCCUCAACACCAUCCACGCGCACCUCUGGAUGGCCGGGCGGCCGAUGCGCGCACGCCCUCUGCACCGGUACAACAUGUACGGCUAUGAGGUGCUCGGCACGCAGCAAAUGGAUCUGCACCUCCUCCGCUUCUCCAAUAAGCUGCUCGUCAAACCUCUGCCCGAGUACCUUGUCAGCACAUCCUUCUGGGAGCAGUACGUGUGCGCCGACGAGGCAUUGUGGGAGAGCGCGACAGGCUGGCUGCUGAGCUACGUCUGGCUCAUCACGUCCCCGCUCGACCUCAAGCUCGCCCACGACAACGCCCUCCUCCCCGCCGCCAUCACCUGGCCCUGGUGGAAGGCGUUGGUCGCCGACUUCCACAGCAACGUCGACAUCAACACCCUGCACCAGGUCAACCAGCGCUACCACUUCGGUGACCUCCGCCUCUCGCGCAUCAACUCCAUCUACCGCACACGCUUCUUCUUCACGCACUUUGUCCGCGGUUAUCUGUACGGCUACAACCGCUACGUCGUCUUCUUCGAGCGCAACUUCUCCUGGAUCCUCAUCCUGUUUGUCUUCCUCAGCCUCGUCCUGAGCGCGAUGCAGGUCGGCACCGCACUCGAGGAGCUGAGCGGCAGCAAGGCCUUUAUGAAGGGGUCGUAUGGCGUUGUAGUGUUGAGCAUGGUCAGUGUGGUCGUUGUACUGGGGGCUGUUGGGUUGUGCUUUGUGGGUAUCUUUCUGUUCAACAUGGUGAGCGCGGUGAGGCAUGCAGGGAGCGAGGAGAGGAAGAGGGAGAAGCUACGCAGGCAGAAGCAGCAAAACGAUAAAGAGGUCUGA
Ascochyta rabiei is the source of this 1086-nucleotide messenger RNA. RefSeq lists its product as uncharacterized. Lineage: Eukaryota; Fungi; Ascomycota; Dothideomycetes; Pleosporales; Didymellaceae. The record is from RefSeq and is a predicted model, not a curated record. The coding region runs from base 1 to 1086 and encodes 361 amino acids. The transcript has a single exon.